This is a messenger RNA of Leptinotarsa decemlineata (Colorado potato beetle), 517 nucleotides long. RefSeq names its product ATP synthase, subunit F (gene ATPsynF). Gene Ontology annotation, molecular function: proton-transporting ATP synthase activity, rotational mechanism. Gene Ontology annotation, cellular component: proton-transporting ATP synthase complex. Gene Ontology annotation, biological process: proton motive force-driven mitochondrial ATP synthesis. The record is from RefSeq and is a predicted model, not a curated record. Lineage: Eukaryota; Metazoa; Arthropoda; Insecta; Coleoptera; Chrysomelidae.
GACUUAAUUCUUCGUAUGUAAUUCAUUUACUGUCUUACUUGCCUGUAGACGCAAAUUAAAAUAUUUUUUUAGGUUUUUGCCAUUGAAAUGGCCUUUGGAGAUUAUCCUGUUGAAUAUAAUCCCAAAAUACAUGGACCGUACGAUCCUGCUCGUUUUUAUGGCAAACCUGAUACUCCUCUUGGACAAGUGAAAGUUGGAGAGAUUGGAGCUUGGUUAGCACGUCGUAAUAAAACACCCAGUGCUAUAACUGGAGCUUUGAGCCGAGCUUAUUGGAGAUGGCAACACAAAUAUGUUCAGCCUAAAAGAGCUGGGAUCGCACCAUUUUUGCAUGUAGUAUUUGGUUCUAUGGCAUUUUUCUACUUGAUUAAUUACGGAAAGUUGAGCCGCCACAGGAAUUACAAGUACCAUUAAUACAUGGGCCAUACAUUUCUGUAGUCUUUUGCUGUAUAUUGAGCAGUCACAUAACAUAUAUAGCAAAAUUGGUAUAUCUUCACUGAAUUAAAAUGUACUAAAUUAA